AUCAACACGAUCGGCGACUAAUACGUGUAUACAGGUGCGAGUGGCGACGUAAGGGAGGGCCGGGAGAAUCGUGGUGGGGGUUUAUAAUACAGAAAUGUAUCAUUUUUUGGCCACAUGUGCGCCUGAGCCAUUGAAGUUAUCGGAAAGGGUGCAAAUACCUGGUCACAUACGACAAUACCUGAAGGAUUUCCAAGUUGAUACACUUCGUUUUUUACACAGACAUUUAGCUAAUCGGGAUUUUUGCAUACUGAAUGACGAGAGUGGGUUAGGCAAAUGUGUAGCAACUGCAGUAUACCUAGGCGCAAUAGCCAAGAACAAUAAAUGUCUUAUUGUUGUUCAAAACGAUGAUGAACUUGUAGCGGGUUGGCAAUUUCAUUUCGAUGUACUUACCAAACUAUCCGUUGGAGUUUUAGGCCCGAAUAUGAGCUCCUUGGAUCCUCUUCCCAAUGUUAUUAUUGCAAAAUGGGCUACUCUACGUUCGGUGUUUGAUGGAAACAAAUAUAACUUUGAUUACAUUAUUAUCGAUAACAGAGGCCAAAUGAUGAGUAAUAACUUCUGCAUGUCCAUGCUUUUGAGUAACUACGAACGUAAAGUCAACUUACUUAUUUCAAGUGUUGAUGUAACGUCUGAUUUAAAAUUGUUGCAUAAUUCGCUUCGAUUGGGAGGCCACUUGGACCAUCAGUACGAGCAGUUCAAAUUUUUUGAAGCAAAGUAUAAACUCCCAGAGUUCAAAGAUGUACUUAACAAAACAGCUGAUUUGGAACAAUAUUUCCUGAAAAGGGAAAUGAUUAGUGACUAUUGCAAAGAUGUUCGAUUACGCCGUUACAUACAUCAAUUUGAAGAUCAGUUGCCUCUUGUGGAUGCGGAAAGAUAUAGAAUAAGUUUAGAGUUGUGGCAUACUAUAAGCAGUUCAAACAGUUCACAAAAGUCUAACGACAAUUCGAAUAACUUGAACGCAAAUUCUGAAACGGCGACAGAAGAACUUUUCAACCAGGCGCAAGCUCUAGAUCGCGAGAUAUGCGGGAUAGUAGAAUCACGACAGAGUCACGGUGUGGAUUUGCAAAACAAUGAAACAUCGGAGGAUGCAGACAAUAUGUCACCGCUUCUAAUAGAUUCGGAGUCGUGCAGUAGUGGCGAAGCAGAAGAAGUAGUAGAGGUGCCAAAUCAUCAGGCAAUAAUGGCUCAAAGUACUCGAACGGAGCCUGACGUGUACGAGUUUGUGGACCUUUCAAAUGAACAAGGUUCGGAAGAGUAUAUUCGUACUGAGAACUCAGAAAGACUACAUAUCACAAUUAAAUCGACUGAAUGGCAGUCAAAUUCAAGAUCUCUCACAAAGAAAGGCAAUAAUCAAAAGACAUCCGUAAUACAAGAGGAACAAGGAAUUGAAAACUCAAAAGAUUUGGAAGAAAAUGGAGUAAGUGGAAAAAAGACAAAUCCUCAAUGUUGUAAGGAAACUUUGGAAAAAAAGACAAUUGAUGAACGGAAAGAAGAAUACAAAGAUAGCACCUUGAAAGUGAAAACAAAUGUAAAUAUAAACGAUAAUAAAAAUGCUUCUUCGUCCAAACGCCAUAUCAAAACAAAAUACGAAAAAAAACUAGACGAAGUUGCUAAAAAACAGAAGUCAGUCGAUAUGCAGUCUAACUCUGAUGGUGUAAAACUAAUCAAGCGUGGAGGAUUAAAGCAGGGGGAAAAUAACUCAAAAGAAACUUCAAAAAAAUUAAGAUCUACUGAUAACGAUAGAGAUGCUAUGAAAACCAAACGCCAGGCAUUAGACCAGGCAAAAGAGAUAAACAAAAAGGCGUGUAAGAAGCCAAAAACGACUGAUAAAGAAGCUAAUCCUCUUAAAGAGACAACUUUUUCUGCAGCAAAGCGUGACUCCUUACACGAAGCUACGCAGCAUUUUAAUGCAUCGAUUGAAAAACGCAAAACUGAUCAGGAGAAAAAUGCCGAAAUUAAGAUAAAAGCAACUAAAUCCACUAAAAAUAUAAGUGAGAUUUCCCCAAGGCGAUUGAGACAUGCAAGAGAUAAAGCAGACAUUCACAAUGAUAAAUGUUCUGUUAUGUCUGAUAAAGCGGCUGCCUCAAAAUCGGUUUCGGCUACAACUCCAAAAAAAAAUUCAUCCAAAUAUGACGUGGUCGGAAGAACUAAAUCCUCAAGUAAUUCAACAAAAUAUGAUACAGAAAAGCGAAACCGUAAAGACGAUCCAAAAAAUAAACCAUGUGUAGAAGUUCCAACUAUACGCACUUCACGAUUUACGCGAAGCAUGCAGCGCGUAACCCGAUCCAGAAGGAAGUAUAUGACGGAGCCACUUACCUUAGUGGGUAGUCCAAGAAGACGAAACGGGAGAGGUGCACUUACUAAUAAUUGCGACAGGGUUGCAACCAAAGACAAACAAGAAGAUGUUGGUAAAUCAGCAGAGGCAAACAAGGCAAACAGUAGUAAGAAAAACAAAAACAGCAAUAUGGAAUUCGAAAAUGACGUUCGUAAAGAGCCGCGAAAGAAUGAAGCUAAGGAUUCAAAGAGGCAAAAAACAUUAGCUACUUCGGAAGAAAUAGCAAAGGUAACGGACUUAGCCAUACUCCCAUGUUCCGAUACGACGGAAGAUAUGCAAUGUGGUCAAAAAAUAAUUGCAGACACACAUUCAGAUAACGGUUUUCUACGACCUCCAACACCGAUCCGUGCUAUACGAAAUUCUGAACCUAAGCAAUUUUUACCUACUCCAAGUAGUUUUACUGAAUCCGAUGUAGUAUUCGUACCACCGCCUGACGCGCCUAAUAAAACCCAACAGAUUGUUGUAUUAUCCAGUUCAACGGAUGAGGGCUCUCUAUCAUCUCAGCAAUUUGUACAGAGUCGACGCACACGUGCACUCAAACAAAAAAAGUCGGUGAAGCGUCUUACAACGGACCGUGAACGUUUAGCGGAAUUAUCAUCAACACCAACUUUCGGCGAAUUGCUUGCUAAACAACGAAUACAUCGGAAAUCACCCGAUAUAUUCAGUGCAAGCACAGAUCUGGGCUUAACGUGCACACAACCAGUAGCUGCAGAUGGGCUUGAGGAAGCUGAAACCUUUCAAGGUUUCAAGAUAUUUGGCUCUGAGGUAAAACAAAUGCAGCAGCAGCACGCACUUAAUUCAAGUGGAAAGCAAAGUAAAUCGAAGCAAGUUCUAAGUCGUGGUCGGUCGUGUUUAAAUAUUCUAGAGAAUAUGUUUGAGCCACCUAAUACAGAGGCCACAGAUAAAGCUCAAAGAAAACAGACAAAAAAUCCUCAGCAAUCGUCGAAAAAGUCGCCAGAUGAUAAAUUGGUAAAGAGAACGACCAGAGGUAGUCAACCAGUAGUGCCGUCAUUACCAAAUACCGUUUCCGUCACUCAGCUGCAACAGACGCAAAACAACAAUAAACAUAAACAAACGCAGAGCAAUAACACCGCCAAUCAAAUGAUAAGUGGUCCAAUGGUGGACGAGGAGAUCUUUGAAAUUACAAAUAAUGAAGCAUUUGGCAGUAUGAUGCGGAUAAAUGCUAAUGGCGAAAUAUCUCCCGUGCAGACAACUCGGAGCCAACAAACGACGCAACACAACAAAAUUACUAAUUAUCUUAUUGGCACGUCUCAACUGACGCCAACAGAAGCAACACUGGAAGAACGUACGCCAAGUAAACGCGCACAAAUGCAGCUGUCAGGCACAGUGGCGCGCAGAUCUCCAAAAACUAGAUCAACACAAUCGACAAAGCUCACAAAAUGGUUUCAGAAAAAUGGUGCAACGCUGAAUGCCGCUCAUUCGAAUGCAGAACAGAAUGAAAUGCGUUCUAGGAAGCAUACCAGGAGUGCGAUUGCUAAGCGACUUAAAAGACGUUGCCUAGAGUUAUCCUUCAGCAAGUGAAUUGAGAAGUGAUUUGAUACGCUAAAUGU
Anastrepha ludens (Mexican fruit fly) is the source of this 3903-nucleotide messenger RNA. It is a transcript of the gene SuUR, whose product is annotated as protein suppressor of underreplication. The transcript is spliced from 4 exons. The record is from RefSeq and is a predicted model, not a curated record. Lineage: Eukaryota; Metazoa; Arthropoda; Insecta; Diptera; Tephritidae. The coding region runs from base 95 to 3874 and encodes 1259 amino acids.